CGAAGAUUAGCUUCAUUAUCGUAAUCCAAAGCCGGCAGUAUCUGACCGCCUAGACCCCCGCCCAGAACAAUCACGAUCACAAGCACAACCCACCCACUCCCCAUCUGCAUAACCUGAUACAAUCACUCAAUCGCCUCAAUAGCCCCCAAUCUCCCAAAAUGGAGUCCCAACCCUCCUCCAAAACCCUGCACAACCGCAUCAACACGAACAUUUCCCAACUCCUCCAACGCUUCGAGAACAUCAUGGCCACAGCCACGACAGAAAGCACAAGCCACACCUCCACAGCCGUCGAAACCUACCAACUCGACGUCGAGUCCACCGCUUUGGUUCGUUGCCCUGACCUCCUCACGACUGACUCGAACCCGCUGAUUGUUGAUAUGCUAUGGGAGCAGGUCCGCGCAGCAGAAGACAUCCUGGCGCUUACGCGGGUGAUGAAGGAGACGUGGCUGUUUGGGAAGCUGGACACGUUGGGGGAGGAUGAGGCGGAGGUGAAGCGGCGGGAGGAGUUGGAGCGGGAUGCGGGGGCGAUUCAGCGGGCGAUUGAAGAGGGGGGACUUCUGAAGGCUGCUAAAUAGGUUUUUUGGGAGUGGAGUAUGGUAUGGUCUGGGCGCAUUGGGAGUUUGGGUUUCGGGGUGGGAUAUUCGGCGUUACGGUUUGGGGUAUUGCGAAUCUGGUUAUUCGAACCUUGCGGAAAUAGUACUGUACUAUGCAGUGCACAUGAUCAUCUGUAUUGUCUGUGAUUGCCAAUGGU
Messenger RNA from Aspergillus brunneoviolaceus CBS 621.78, 751 nucleotides. RefSeq names its product RNA polymerase II mediator complex head subunit MED22. NCBI's taxonomy places the organism in Eukaryota, Fungi, Ascomycota, Eurotiomycetes, Eurotiales, Aspergillaceae. Gene Ontology annotation, biological process: regulation of transcription by RNA polymerase II. Gene Ontology annotation, molecular function: transcription coregulator activity. Gene Ontology annotation, cellular component: mediator complex. The transcript has 3 exons. Bases 159 to 575 code for a protein of 138 amino acids. The record is from RefSeq and is a predicted model, not a curated record.